This is a messenger RNA of Aricia agestis (brown argus), 1197 nucleotides long. RefSeq lists its product as uncharacterized. Bases 288 to 1088 code for a protein of 266 amino acids. Gene Ontology annotation, molecular function: nucleic acid binding. The record is from RefSeq and is a predicted model, not a curated record. The transcript has 3 exons. Gene Ontology annotation, biological process: DNA integration. NCBI's taxonomy places the organism in Eukaryota, Metazoa, Arthropoda, Insecta, Lepidoptera, Lycaenidae.
AUUAUUUUAUAUCUAAAAGUGUACGAAGUUCCUUAUUACAAUCCCAUAAACAGUUUUAUUACCUUGCUGACAAGGAAUCCUUUGUUUCAACUUUCAAGGGCACCACGUGUUCAUAGUUGCGUCGCAUUCAAUAUUGAAGCUUUAAAGUGCGUAAACGUAUUGAUUAUUAGUUUAUCAUUAGACGGAGUUAGAGCUGUUAUCGGAUGAUGAGGAUCAAAUGCUUCUUGAACGCGAGGAGUUUGAAUCAAAGUAUUUUUCGCUUAUGGCUUCAGCAAGAACAAUGAUAAAUGAUGAAGGCGCUACACUUAGAGCUCGUCUCGGACCUCUCCAAGGAGGCGUUUCUGGCAGCUCUCUUUCGCUUCAUUUCUCGUCGUGGCAAGCCUCAAACCAUUUACUCCGAUAACGGCACUACCUUCGUCGGAGCUAGUAACGAAAUAGCAUCAUUUUUCAAUUCUUGCUCUGACGAUAUUUCAACUGAAAUGUCAACACAUGGGAUAGACUUUAAAACUAUACCCCCUUAUUCCCCACACUUCGGUGGAUUAUGGGAAGCGGCUGUUAAGUCUGUGAAGCAUCACCUGAGACGUGUACUUUCACUUACUCAUUUAACAUAUGAAGAGAUGUGUACGUGUCUGGUUCAAAUAGAAGGUAUCCUAAAUUCUAGACCAUUAACACCUCUUUCCUUUGAUCCAUCCGAUUUUACAUGUUUGACUCCUGCUCACUUCCUCAUAGGACGAACACUAUUAUCUGUCCCUCGACCUGACGUCGCAGAUGCAAACAUAAAUCGUCUGCAACGCUACGAGAGAAUCGAAAAACUCAAACAACAUUUUUGGCUACGGUUCUCAUCAGAGUAUAUUUCUCUCCUCCAGCAGAAGUCCAAGUGGAGAACUUCGAGCAAUAGCUUGCAGCUCGGUGCUUUGGUGCUGGUUCGCGACAGGAGCCAGCCCCCUCUUCUGUGGCAGUUGGGUCGCGUUACCAAGCUGCAUACAGGCCCAGACAACAUUUGCCGGGUUGCUGAAGUCAAGACAAAGAAGGGUGUCAUCCAGCGGGCUUACAACAACAUUUGUCCACUUCCCACCAGUUCAAGUUGACUACCUUCAACUUGGCCCGGGCAGUAUGUUGCGGCUGCACCGCAACGGGGCGCGCGGGGCGCGUUCUCCUAGCUGCGCCGGCGCAUGCGCCUUAGGCGCGAGCGCACAC